AGAAUAUACGAGUAAUUAAAUAAUCAACACAAUUUGAAGACAAAAUGAACAUGCUCAUUUUAUUGCCAUUGUUGGUCGGCUCAUGCCUGGCGACACCCAUUCAGCCUCAACCGCAAGGUUACAAUAUUAAGACCAUAAAGGGCAGACAAUUCAGGGAUGAGAUCCGCAGCUCCGAUGGCAUCGUUUACGGCAAAUACGGCUUUCAGGACCCGACCGGGGGACUCCGUAUCGUGAAAUACACUGCGGGAAAAGACGGUAUCCAAUCGCAGGGCGAUGGUAUACAGGCGGGACCUCCCGGGUCGGGAAUCCCGAUCUCUUCGCAGCCUAUUGUGUGGAACUCUAAUGAGCCCAUAUAUGUAGAUCAGGCACCGCUCACAUACGGCUCGUACAACCCCUCUGUCCGACACCAGUCCGAGCCCUUCAUCACCGAAAGGGAUCAACAAAGAUAUCUCAAUAUCGAUGAGUCCAUCGAUGGUGUCCGCGAUGAAGUGAUCGACGACUCAAAACCGGUGACCGAACCCAAGUCGGAGGUCGAGCCAAAGGACGAGUCUAAGGACAGACAGCCGGUCAACGACCAGCAGCAGCCGUCGCUACUCGUGUCGGGUGUCUCCCCAGUGAACGUCCAGAGACAGGUGCUGUCCGGCGACGACCACAUCUUCCCGCAGGUGCUGUUCGGUCAGCGCCGUCUCGUUGAGCCCCAAACCCAACAACAGCCACAACAACAACAACAGUACGCCAUUAAAGGCAAGUCAUUGGUCCGACCGAUCGUCGGCUACGGCCAGCCAUUGAUACCCCGACAGCAAGUGGUCUACCAGACUGUCCAACAGCCCCAACAGUUCCCCAUAUCUGUUGAAGACCAUAGAGUGUCCUCGCAGGGCGUGAAGCGGCCGGUGAUUGAAUACCAGGUGAGACCUGUCCAACAGCAACAGCAGGUCCAGCAACAGGUGCAGCCACACGUGCCCCGCGAGUGGGUCCGCAAACCCUCCUAUCAGGUGCUGCCCGCGCAGGGAGUGAAGGGCUAUUCAUCCCAAAGAAACAACUAUCAGUACUUCAUUCAGCCGGUGAUACCGUCGGUGAACAUCGAUCUGAUCCAAAGACAGCCCCAACAACAACAGGUGUAUCAGCAACAGGUAUACCAGCAACAGGUGCCUCAAGUGUUGAGCCUAACUCACGAGCAACAGGUGCCGCUCGUCGACCAACGUCGCGAUCUCGUCGACCAGCGUAUUGUCGUCCAACAGCAGGACUCGCAUGUGGGCCACGACGUGGACCACCGCCCGCUACCCGUCGGUCAGGACCUGAAAACUCAGGACAUUGUUAGCCAGAAACAGGCGGUGAAGACGCCGGUUGUCGGUGACCACAAAGUGGUGAUCCACGAGUCCGUCAGACAGUCGGUGCCCACUAUUAUUGGCGGCCAUCGAGUGAUCAGCUACCAGUUGCCGACACAACAGCUACAGCAGCAACAGUUUGUGUACCCACAGGUCCAACAGUACUACACCGGGUCGUCCAUACCCUCCCAACCGCAACAACAACAGCAGCCCAUUCAACACUCUCUCCCCAUCUCUGAUCUCCAGCAAUACUAUUCACUCAUCGCCCAGACGCCCAUCCAAUACGAUAAUCAGUACGUGUCAUAUAUUGGUGGCCAACAGCCCUACCAGUACUCGUCGCCCAUUGACCAACAGGUGCCCCAACAACAGGUGUCGGCCAUUCAGGGCCAGGAGAUUGGCACUGAACAGCCCACACAGUUUGGCGUAGGCCAGGGAGUACAGGGUGUUCAACAAGUGCGCGUACAGGGUGCGCAACAGCAUCUGUCCGAUGAUUUGUCUGUGGUCGGCCGCGGUCAGGACCAGAGGGUACCCCAACGCCAGCAACAGAUCCAGUACUCGGUUGACCAAAAUCAUGGUGAUUUUAUCAAGGACACAGACAAAUCGCUAGAUUCACUGUUAUCUAUUGAUUUAGAAACACCAAAAGAAACAAAUCUCCGGGUUUGGGAGCCUAUUCCCAAACCCAAUAUGAGUUCCGUUAUUAGCCCCGACCUGAAAACUGAAGCAAACAAAGUGGUGGACAGUCUAUGGCCUAAUGAGGAUGAGACCGAUAAAAAGCACAGGAAGAAGAAGAAGAAGAGGAAGCGGAAGAAACACCACUCGUCAGGCCGUCAAAUAACCAACAUGAAACAGGAUUACGUGGCCAACGUGAACGUGGUUAAUAAUAAUGCCGGUGCUGCCGGUGUGCCUGGUGUAAAUACAACAACUACAACAAACAGUACAGCCACGACAGUAACCGCAUCUACCACUACGGCUGCUACGGUAGCGCCGGCUAAUAUAGUGGGCAAUGCCAUCAGUAACGCUACCAGUGCUGUACCUGCCGUUGCAAAUGCUAUCACACCUGUUGUUAAUAGCAUUACAAGUGCUUUGACGGGUAUUUUGGGUAGUUUGGGCAGUGCGGCCGGUGGCUAA
Molecule: messenger RNA, 2453 nt
Organism: Medioppia subpectinata
Lineage: Eukaryota; Metazoa; Arthropoda; Arachnida; Sarcoptiformes; Oppiidae
Source: the annotation of a GenBank genome assembly